GUCUAUUGCCAUUAGUUUCUAAACACUUUAUCUAGGGGAAGGAUGUCGGUUUAUAGUAUAUUUGUAGCCUCAUUCUUUUCUUAUAGUGUAAUCGAGAUUUUAAGAAAUUGCUGCGAACUGACCUUAUUUAAUUUUUGUGUGGUGCAGUGCGGUACUGAGGCUGAACUCAUUUCCGUUCUAAACCUUUUCGCCUUUUAAUUCCACUUUAUUCCUGACACAUUUCAAUUUCCAUUCUCGUAAUUCACACAAAAAUGCUUGGCUUUGGGUUUAAGCCUUUACUCGGGCUAUGUCUGGGUACGGCCUCAGCCUUUUACAUUCCCACCAUGGGCCCCCAGUCCUUCCAGCCGGGUGACCGCGUGCCAUUGAACGUAAACCGCGUAUUCUCCGAGCACGUCCCGCUGCCCUUCGCCUACUACGACCUCUCAUUUGUCUGCCGGCCGCAGGAGGUAAUGCGGCCAUGGCUGAACAUCGGCGAAGUGCUCCGCGGUGACAGAAUCGCAUCCUCAGACUACGAGCUGACAAUGGGAAGGAACAGCACCUGCAAGGUGCUUUGCACAAAGGACAUGACGGCAAAGUCCAACACGGAGGCUGUGGAGUUUGUGCAGCAGGAUUACUUGGUCGAAUGGAUUGUGGACAAGCUGCCCGGGGCGACGGCGUUUGCCAAGUACGACAAGGUCGGAGGCAUGGGGCAGAUGGAAUACAGGCCCGGAUUCAGCAUCGGGAAGUAUGAGGUCGGCAGGGCGUAUUUGAACAACCACGUCACUAUGCGCAUUCUCUAUGAGGAGCGCGGUGCGGAGGGGCGGAGGGUGACUGGGUUUGAGGUGUACCCCAAGUCGAUCAAAAACGAGUCCGGCAGGUGCCCCGACCUAGGCGACGUCAAUGCAGAGCGGCUCUUGAUCGGCGAGUCUUCACGAAUCACGUACUCGUACUCGGUGCAAUGGGUUGAAAGCACUGUGCCGUGGAACCACCGCUGGGACAGCUACCUCUCGGCGAUCAACGCACAGGUGCACUGGUAUGCGAUUUUCAACUCAGCGGUCAUCAUCCUGCUUUUGAGCAGCGUUGUGGGCGUGAUUCUGCGCCGCAUGCUCAACCGCGACCUGUCGGCGCUCAGCGAGGAGGAAUUCAGGGACGACAUUGAGGAGACGUCGGGCUGGAAGCUGCUCCACGGGGAUGUCUUCCGCGCGCCGCAAUACGGCGGCCUUCUAGCCCCUCUGCUGGGCACGACGGUUCAAGUGAUGUACACUUUUAUAGCUACCGUUGCCCUGGGCACGCUGGGCGUCCUGAGCCCAUCCUACCGCGGUGGGCUGCUGACCACCGGCAUAGUGAUGUUUUUGCUCAUGGGCGGGUUUUCGGGAUACUACAGCGGCCAUCUGUACCGGACAUGGGGCGGUACCAACUGGUUCAAGAACGCCGUUCUGACCGCUGCACUGGUACCCGGCUUCCUUGCAGUCUCCGAGAUCGUGCUAAACAUGUUUUUAUGGUACAGUUCGUCCUCGGCCGCCAUGCCCUUCAGCACCAUUAUGCUGCUGCUCGUCCUAUGGCUUCUUGUCGAGCUGCCGCUGACGCUUCUGGGUGGCUGGCUGGGCUUCCGUCGCCCGCCGUACUCCGAGCCCGCGCGCACAAACGCCAUUCCGCGGCCCAUUCCGCCGCAGCCCGCGUACCUCAAGCCCUUCCUGUCAAUCAUCCUCGCCGGCGCCCUGCCCUUCUCAGUAAUCUUUAUCGAGCUGUUCUUUGUGCUCAAAUCCAUCUGGCAGGAAUCUUUCUACUACGAGUACGGAUUCACAGUCAUCGUCGGCCUGCUUCUGUCGCUGACGGUCUGCGAGACCACUAUUAUUAUGGUAUGGAUGUCGCUUAACUCUGGCCAUCACCGGUGGUGGUGGAAGGCGUUUGCAUAUGGCGCCAGCUCGUCAGUUUAUAUUUUUGCGUACUCCAUUUUCUUUUACUUUACGCGGCUGAGGGCCGGCAUGCCCGGCGUCGCCGGGUUUGUGCCGACGCUGACUUUUUUUGUGCACUCGCUGCUGAUCUCGGCCGCAUACGCGCUGUGCACCGGGUCGAUGGGAUUCUUUGCGGCGUACUUUUUCGUGCGGCGCAUUUAUCCCAUGGUCAAGGGCUCUUAGU
Molecule: messenger RNA, 2118 nt
Organism: Kickxella alabastrina
Lineage: Eukaryota; Fungi; Kickxellomycota; Kickxellomycetes; Kickxellales; Kickxellaceae
Product: transmembrane 9 superfamily member 4-like
Exons: 1
Coding region: 252-2117 (621 amino acids)
Biological process (GO): protein localization to membrane; vacuolar transport
Cellular component (GO): membrane; Golgi apparatus
Source: RefSeq, a predicted model, not a curated record